AUGGAUUCUACCGAGACGCUUUGCCCUGUCAACAACACUGGGUUUACCUGCCUGUAUGAAUCCGGUCACCCUGAAGCAGACAUCAUUUUUGUGCAUGGCAUCCAAGGUCAUCCGCGUAGGACAUGGACCAGUAAACCCGUGCGAAGUCCGAUUCGACUCGGAUUCAGGGAACGCUUGGGGUGGAAAAGGUCGACCAACUUCAGUGAACAAGCCAAAUCGACUACAUCCCAUAAUCUUGAAGCCAAGAAGCUCGAAGCGGCUGUCGAGGCCGUAUUUUGGCCACGCGACCUGCUACCGUUUGAAUGCAAGAGCACUCGAAUACUAACAUGGGGUUACGACUCGAACGUUUCGAGGUUCUUUGGCGGGGCGGCUGACAAGGGCAACAUCUUUGACCAUGCGAAGAACCUCUUGUAUUCUCUCAAUAGAAUUCGCCGAGAAUGUGUCAAUCGGCCGAUCAUAUUCGUUGCCCACUCGCUUGGAGGCAUCAUUGUCAAAGAGACGCUCAGAAGAUCCUACGGUGACGAAGAUCCGGAACUCCAAAACAUUGCCAACUGUACCUCUGGCAUUCUUUUUCUAGGAACUCCUCAUCGCGGAAGCUCAUGCGCUCCAUACGGUGAGAUGCUCAGGAGGAUUGUGUCAGCCGUAGGCUUUGACACGAACGAUUCGAAUAUACGGGCCUUGCAUUUCGACUCCCUGGAGCUGCAGCUAUCACAGGAAGAGUUUUUGAAGAUAUGGAGGAAGAAAGGCUUUACGGUUCGAACCUUCCAGGAGUCGUCCGGCGUCGCAGGCGUCAGAGGCCUGAUGGAAAAAAUCGUCCCAGAUAUCUCUUCAAGCUUCGGUGACACCCGAGAACGCGCUCAACAUCUUCCCGGAAAUCACAUGGGCAUGUGCAGAUUUAACAGUCGCACGGAUCCUGGCUAUCUGCAAGUGGUAGGAGAGUUGUCAGAUAUCCUGGGAAAGCUGACACUCCAGCAACAACUAAGUGAACCAGAAGCCCUGUCUGUGGUCUACACAUCUAGAAGAAAUGAGACAAACGAGGUGAUCUUGCAGAGUAAAUGUCGACAAAUGCUCGAAUCCCUUCAAUUUCCCCAAAUGGACGAUCGCCAACGCUUGAUCAGCGAGCCGUGCCACGGAACCGGCAUUUGGCUUCUGCAGACAGCAGAGUAUACGGAGUGGCUCCAAGGUGCACAUAAAUUCCUCUGGCUGAAAGGAAAGGCAGGAUCCGGGAAGUCGACGUUAAUGAAGAGAGUCUUGCAAGACUUGCAGUCUCGAUAUCACAGCGAAACGCACACGAUCGCCGCUUACUUCUUUGACGGCGGCGGCUCUGAGCUUCAAAGGUCGACUCUAGGGUUCUUCAAGACCGUGCUUUAUCGGAUCUUUACGCAAAACACACGCCUGCUGGAGGAAUUCGUCUCGGCCUCCGAAAACGGGAAGUUUAGCAAGGGGAAAAAUCUGGAAUGGAGAUUGGAAGAACUGAUGGAGGUAACAAGGACGCUGACCAAACUCAAGCAUUGGAAGCCGACCAUUCUUUUGCUGGAUGCGCUCGAUGAAGGCUCGAGGGACGACGUUCGAAACCUGCUACACUUCUUCGAGCAGCUCUUCCCUCACGAGAUAGCCACAUCUGCAGUCAGCUUCCGAGUCUGUCUAGCCAGCCGACAUUAUCCAAACAUCACCUUAAAGGAUUGCCCCGAACUAUGGGCAGAAAGACAUAAUACUGCGGACAUCGAAGAAUUCACCCGGCAGAAGCUGUCCUAUAUAGUCAACACUUUCGAUAAUCGCCGGUUAGUAGAUGCCAUCCUUCAACAAGCUGAAGGUGUCUUUCUCUGGGUCGAUCUGGUCACGACAGCCAUGUGGAUCAACGAUGAUGACGGCGAGUCCUUUGCAAGCAAGAUGAGCUCACUCGCUAAGUCUCCGAACGGCGUUGACGCCCUGUACACACAGAUAUUCACGAAGCUCUCGGAAGAUGAACGAGUGCAGACUUUCCACAUUCUCAAGUGGGUGUGGUAUGCUUCCCGGAGACUGACGCCGGUCGAACUGUGCCUGGCGGUACAGUUUGAGUCCGGCAAGCAGAUGGCGACCUUGACUUCGUGGAAGCAAUCUGACCAUCUCAUCGAGAGAGGUGAGCAAAUGGAGAAGUUCAUCCGCAGCCGCUCUCGUGGCCUUCUCGAGGUUCGCCCGAUAUCUGACCGGGAUUCGGCCUCCCCGGCCUACGAAGUCGUUCAGUUCAUUCACCAAACCGUUCCCGAGUUUUUACAACGGGUUGGCUUCGCACUGCUGCAGCCAUCCAACCUCGCCUCAACUCACGAUGGCAAUUGUCAUCACCAAAUUGCCACAACUUGUUUACUUUACUUGUCGCAUAGAGAAGUACGGAGAUGCGCUCCCAUGACUUUACUGAGAUACGAGGCGGAUAAGGCAGGGGUGCCAUUUCUGCAGUCCAUGACACCAAAAGUGACGGCGGAGGAGGCCGAGAUCGCCCAGCACACCGUUGAGCUGAGUUGUGCCUGGGAGGAUCAGAAGACUUCCACAGCAUUAAAGCAGGCAAUGGCAGUUCGGGGUAUGUCUCUGAUCACGGAUAUUGUGUUCUCGGAGCUUCCACUGCUGAAGUAUGCCAUCACUUCGCUCCAGAACCAUUUGCGCAGGGCUGAAGAAGCUCGAAUAUUCCAGUCAUCUAUCGUCGAUUUGGCAUUCGGUGGGAACACUUGGUGGCAUUAUAUAUGGUACACCUUCCAGAAUGCCUUCUUCCUUCCGCGUCGGCACCGCUUCCAUCAAGUCAAUUGGGCAGACUUCCUCCAGGCCUGCGUUGCGCUGGGUCUAGGCUCUUGCAUCCACGAGGUGCGAAACCGCGUCCUAGAUGCGACAUAUCAACUGCCACCUGCGUGGAACUUUUGGAGCUUGGAGAAAGCGUUGGAUAUCGCGGUCACAUUCGGCUUGCGGGAGAUUGCGCGCGAUCUGAUAGCAUGCGGAGUCAACCUGGAAGCCAGGGAUACUGCCGAACUCUCAUUUCUCGACAACGCAUGCAUCCGUGGGGACGUGCCUAUGGUGAAAAUGUUUGUUCUGAGCGGGGCAGCUGUCCGGGCAGAAAACCUGUUCGGCAUGACGCCUCUUCAUCACGCUGCAAAGAGGGGCGUCGUGGAUCUCCUGCACAUUCUGUUCGAUGCCGGUGCAGACAUUGAGAAGCGCACUCGACAGGGAGAAACCCCUUUACACUUGGCGUUGAUGGCUGAUGAUCCUCCAGAUGCAUCAAUAGUCGAUAUAUUGGUUCGAAGGGGAGCAUCAGUCCAUACACAAAACGAUAUCGGUAUGACACCUCUUCACUACGCUGCGAGGCGGGGCGUCGUCGACAGACUUCGCGUCCUGUUAGAUGCCGGUGCAGAGAUUGAAAAGCGAAACAAUCGAAAACAAACCCCCUUGCAUUUAGCAGCGGCGGCUGACAAUCUCGAAGCCGUUCGGUUCUUGAUAUCUCAUGGAGCCGACAGAGACGCUACCGAUGCAGCCGGGCAGAGUGCUUCCAGGGUGGCCGAGAUUAAUUUCAGCAGGAAGGUGUACGCUUUCUUCAACCCUGGAAGUCCAGAGAUACCAGGGAUGGUCCAAGAGGGGAGCAAAGACAUUAUUCCCAGGUCAAUGACUGCCUCCCCUAGUCCCGAGCAAAUGAGGCAGCGAGAGGGCGCGUUCGCAUUAAGCUUGGAGCGUAUACGAUUGGAAUCGAUUAUGGGGAUCAAUUAGGUUUACUUACGAACGAUAUUCGUGUUUGUGCAGCUUGGGGCAGUCUUCAUGCAAAGUUCGUU
Molecule: messenger RNA, 3785 nt
Organism: Cladophialophora immunda
Lineage: Eukaryota; Fungi; Ascomycota; Eurotiomycetes; Chaetothyriales; Herpotrichiellaceae
Exons: 2
Coding region: 1-3723 (1240 amino acids)
Molecular function (GO): protein binding
Source: RefSeq, a predicted model, not a curated record